UUAUUAUUUAUGUUAGUUUCUAUUUUCUUUUCUGUUUAUUACAUAUUUUUCAGAGAUCAAAAUUCUUUGAUAGAACUUUUAACUUGAGAAGUCGCUAUUUGAGCUUCCGCCUUGCUUUGUUGGUUUUUCUUGUUAUACCUCCAACUGCCAUUGAUUUUUGUUUUCGUCGUUACAAAAUUUUUUAAUAAAACAUUAAUACAAUGAGUGGUGUGGAAGAAGCAACUGAUAUGAGCGUAUUCAUUUCUUUGCUAAUGAGGGUGGCAAGAGCUUUUUUCCAAACACAUCACAUUGUAAUACUGGAUCAGCUCACUAAACAAGAAGCCAUGAGCGACGAAAACUUGGCGAAAGGCGUUGGUCUUAACGUCAAAGAGAUCCACAAGUUUUGCGGUACUCUAAAAGAAGCACGUCUCAUUAAAACGUUCACAAAAGCUGAACCAAAGAAAGCAGAACAGCGGGCAAUUCCAAGAACUUAUUAUUAUGUUGACUGGCAACAGGUUGUCAAUGUUAUCAAAUGGAAAAUUUUUAAAAUCCGUGAGAUGGUCGGCGAUCGUAUGCGAAGUGAACAAGAAAAUAAGGGAUAUUUAUGCCCAGGUUGCAAAAAAGUAUUUGCACCUCUUGACGUUCAUAAUCUCUUUGAUCCUAUUCGUCAGACAUUUAUAUGUGAUUUAUGUCAUUCUGAAUUGGAUCAUAAUGACAAUGCCGAAAACGUCAAAGGAUCCGAGAAGCUUCAUGGAAGAUUCAUGGAACAAAGUAAACCGAUAAUCGAUUUAUUGAAAACUAUUGAUAAAUUACGAAUCCCUGUUUCUUCAAUUGAAAAACUACAAGCUGGAUCAGGUGCAAAAAAUGGACAACCAGGUUCUACUCAGGAACAUGAUGUACAAUAUGCCCAAGACACCAUGCAACAAAUGGGAGGGGAUAUUGUCGUUGUGUUUCAGGAUGAUAAUGAGACUUCAAAAAUAGAACGACAAGCGGAACUUGAAAAAAAGCGACAACAAAAUGCGUUACCUGCUUGGCAUGUUCGUAGUACAGUUUCAGGUGAAAUGAUGGUUUCGAAUGCUUGGAAUUCAGGAGCAAACAAAGAAAUUGAAGAGCAAAAGGUGGAAAAUAUUAGAGUUAACGAAAAAGAAGAUGAGGGACAUGGCCGAUAUUUAGAAGAAUAUUAUGCUAAUUAUAAUCAAGAUACUGAAUCACCAAAUGUUGAGGAAAUCGAUGAUGAUGAUUUUGAGGAAGUAGAGAUUGAAGAAGAGUUUGAGGAAGUCGAAAUGGCCUAUAAUAGUCGUGAGGAUGAGGAUGAUGAUCUUGAUGUGGUCGAUCUGGAAAGUUCACAUCGAUAUGAUAAACGAUUGAGAACAGAUGAUGGUUAUGGGAAAUACUCCGAAAAUGGCAACAGGAAGAUUAAUGGUAGCCAUUAUUGAUAAAAAUUUUUAUUCUUAAUUGUAUUUAUUGAAUAUGAUUAUUAUCCAAGAUCUCCAGUUAGAAAAAGAGCUUUAGAGAGUCUCUAUACACGAAUGAGAUAAUAACUUUAUCUAGAUUUUUUUUUUUUUUU
Messenger RNA from Rhizophagus irregularis DAOM 181602=DAOM 197198, 1546 nucleotides. RefSeq lists its product as uncharacterized. The record is from RefSeq and is a predicted model, not a curated record. Lineage: Eukaryota; Fungi; Glomeromycota; Glomeromycetes; Glomerales; Glomeraceae. Gene Ontology annotation, cellular component: transcription factor TFIIE complex. Gene Ontology annotation, biological process: transcription initiation at RNA polymerase II promoter; transcription open complex formation at RNA polymerase II promoter.